Scomber japonicus (chub mackerel) is the source of this 4338-nucleotide messenger RNA. Its product is annotated as phosphoinositide 3-kinase regulatory subunit 6. The transcript is spliced from 22 exons. Lineage: Eukaryota; Metazoa; Chordata; Actinopteri; Scombriformes; Scombridae. Bases 151 to 2565 code for a protein of 804 amino acids. The record is from RefSeq and is a predicted model, not a curated record. Gene Ontology annotation, biological process: G protein-coupled receptor signaling pathway; positive regulation of MAP kinase activity. Gene Ontology annotation, molecular function: 1-phosphatidylinositol-3-kinase regulator activity. Gene Ontology annotation, cellular component: phosphatidylinositol 3-kinase complex, class IB.
CACCGACAGAGAUGAGAGCGGUGGCGGCUGGAGUUGCUUGUACAACUUAAUUGCAGUUUCCAUACGGAGUGUGCAGUGUGUGGAUGUAAGAUACCUGCAGGCCCGCUUGGUCCGUGACUGUACAUAGCAGGGUUAAUAGACCCACAAUGCAUGCGAGACAUGACCAACCUGGCCCCCUGGGAUAACUCAAGCAGGCUGUGCAGCAUGGAACCAACAGCUGGCUGUUCCCCCACGGUUCCAGAGCCAGAACUCUACCGCAGCAUUCAGGCUGUGCUGCCCAAAGACACAGACCACCAGCAGGCUCCAGACUGCCUCAACAAAGGCAUGCUCAGAUGGACGCUUCAUAAGAAGGUUCAAAACAAUCCUGCCAACAGCUUAUCUCUGGUGUGGGUGCUGAUAAAGGAGCUGGAGAAGGCUGAGAGAUUGGACUGUCGUAAACACAUCAUACCUCUGCUUCACACACUCAUGUAUGCCAUCAUUCAGACAGCCUACAUUCCAGAUGAACUGUACAAGCGUGUGUAUGACUUUUGCAAGAGACUCCUGACUUACCCUCAUCCAUACUGCACUGUAGGCCUCAGCUACACAAGACAGAUAAAAACUGAGCGUUUCAUUCCAGGUCUGAUGUUCCAGAGGAUGCUCAUAGCUGAGCAGAGACUAAGAAAUGAGCACUAUCCCUUUCAGGAGAGGGUGUUUGUUCUGGCUGAUCCAGAGGUCUUUUCUGGUUCCUUGGCACAAGUCCUGUUGGGUGAUAUUGAGGCGUCUGCUUCAGCUUCAGGUGGAUUUCUAAGUCCUUUAGAUCACAUGCGUAGUGUGGUCCAACACACCAUACAGGCUGCUUUAGGAGCAGAGCAGUGCAACGGGUCAAAACUGGCUCAGGCCCUGAAGGACAUGGACCACGACGUUGAGCAGUACUUUCAGGAAGUGGUGGCGACUCUAGAGCAAAGUGUUGAGGAGGGCAGCAGAGGUGACGGUCGAACAUCGCGAAGCCGUCUUCAGAAGCUCUACAGUGAGAUCGUCACUGAUAUAGAUUCAGAGCCAUUGUCCAGAGGACCACUGUCUGAUUGCCCUCUUCCCAACCCAGAGAUGAGCUUCCACCUGUGGACUGAAGAUUUGGAUAUCUGGCGAGAGCUGGCCAAGUGGUUUCGAUCCAGCUCGAUGUCAGAGCAGUUCUCCCUCAGUCCGGAGCAGGAGGACUUUGAGCUGGGUGAGUCACCAGACCUGAUACCAUCUGACAAGACUCGCUUCUCAGUCAUGUCCAACGACAGUGGCAUUGAAAGAGAUCUUCCCCCCACUGCUGAUCCAUCCUCAGUGUCACCUCUGGAUGCUGCCAGUAUGAGUUCAUCAUGGGAACAAUGCAAAAGUGAGCCAGAGUCAUCAAAGCUGUCACGACGUGGAGGCAUCAAGAUGAAACCAUCUGUGAAGGACAGUAUGGUGCUGAUGCAGGACACCCUGGAAGAGCAUGUAAGUCUCGGAGGAGGAGGAAGUGGAGGGAGGGGAGGAAGAAGAGGGACAACUCUCCAGAGGCGGGCAGGAAACAGUGCAAUGCAGAACCCCUUCCCCAAGCAGCAGAGACACUUUACUGCCAGGAUAGUUGUCAUGGGGGAUGACAGGGUACUGGGCCGCCUGGCCAAGGCCUACUACUUCUUCAGGAAAAGGGAAGCACGGAGGCUUUUUCUUACAAUGAAAGUCAACCUCCAGUUUUACUACAUCCCUGUUUGCAGGGCGCCUACUCCUGUCUCUCCUGUCAGGGAAAGCGUACAUCAAUCAAAGGGAAACCCCUGUGCUCUUGGUUCCUACUUGAGCAUGGUUGAUCCAUGGUACAACUCUAACAUCAAGAGUUUAGGCUGCAUGAUCCCCAAACUGGCUAUGAUGCAAGAGACAAACCCGGUGAGACCAAAAGACCCCUUCUUGUCGGAUGUCAUAUCCUACUAUGUCCGUACUGGCCAGCAGCCUGUCUACUUCACAAUCUACUUUGUUAAGAUCACAUUCACCAGUGUGACAAAGGAUCCCGUGGAAGAAGUGUUCCUUACCCAUUUGGAGAUGGAGUUUCCCGAGUUCAAACAUAUCUUAGCUUCAGUAAGAGACAAACAAAAGCAGAGGAGCUCAGGGGAGGUGUGUGGAGCUGUUGUUUCCAUGAAUUACAAAAAGGUGACAUUAAGUGGCCGAGAUAUUGACAAAGGAAUCUCUGUCAGGAUGUCAGGCGCUCAGAUCAGUGCUAUUCCCUCCAAUGAAGCAGAAGAUCUGAACUGUUUGACACUAACACUGAAUGAAUCUCCAACAAGAACUAAAAACAACACUGUGGAAUCAAAGAUUCGGGCCAGCAACAUUAAGAUCCGCAGCUUGGAGAGUCGCUCUUUCACUGUUACUCUGGACAAAGAUUGUCGCAGGGCCUACAGACAUGUGCAGAGCAUUGAGAUCUUCCCGUGUCUCGACCCUGGAUACUGCGUCCAGAAAACCAUGAGGUCCAAAUUCAGCCUGGGAGGGGACAAAGAUGCUGGACUGACCAAAUACAUGAGCAAAGGACUUCCUCUACCAAUCAACACAUUUGCUGGAAUCAUCAACUGACCUCUGCUUAAUAUGAUGGAGUUGCCUUGCAGAGAAACUUCAGAAUUACGAGACCAUUCACACUGUGUUUUGAUAUGAAUGGUUGUUGCUUCUGUGAUCUAGUUUGACACAUGAACAGACAAAGGAAUAACCUUUUAGUUGCACUCUGCUGCUCCUGAAACCAAAAUAGUUGACUGGCACAUCUGGAAAAAGACUGCAAAUCAAAACAACUUAAGGCCCAAUGCAACGCAUGCAGGACUAAUAUCAAAUUUUGCAGUUGAAAGAACAACCAGUUUGCUUUUACAGUAACGGGAACACAAUUAUAUAACACAGUAAGCUAUGAUUGAACUCCUAGCAGUAUUUCAUGAUUCAUGAGUUUAACUACUGUGCAUACUUUAUGACAGUCAUAAAAUAUACGCAGAUUGGAAUCAUGCCAAAGAACAACCCAGCCAACAUUGACACUGGAGAGACCAGCAUGGAGAAAGCAAAUGAUUUCAAUCCUUUAACUACUGAUAAUUGGAUUGUAAAUGUGACAAUAUUGUUACAACUCAGCAGGCAAUCUGGAAAAUCUGCAUCACAAAGUUGCCACUCAGUGAAGCAGAUUUUGAAGGGUUAAUUGUAACAGUUGCUCUCCUUCAAAGAUACACUACCUUCUACUGCCUUCUUGACACAAGCACACACUCCUACUUACAAAAAUGCAGACUCACAGAAUCAGUCUGUCAGCUAUUAAAACAUGCUAAUUUGUUGAAAGACUGGUACGAUGGCAGUUGACAAUUCCCCAUCUUUGGCUUUUUUUUUUUUUUUUUUGCUGAAACAUUUAAAUAAGUUGCUAUUUCUGUACCUGGUUGCAUGAUGUAAGCUGUUAAGAAAAUGCAAAUGAUUGACUUUAGCCUCAGGUUUAGUGUUUGAAAAUGUUCUAGAAAUUUGCUAGAACCACACUGUGUAGUGCAGAAACUAGAGCCAUGUGCACUGUCUGGAAUUACUACAGAAUGAACACAACUACUGCAUGUUACUGUCUCACACAGACCCUUGCAUUAUGCACGUACUGAGCUACAGAAAACAACUAAGUUUUAGGCUACUAGACUGUUGGCUUUGUCUUUGACGCCCCUGUCUAUGCUUGAUGAUAUGCAAAGGGCUAAACCUGGAGAUACGUGAAAGUGAAACUUGCACAAUGCUAGUAAAUGUCUCAAAUGUAACCUAUUAACCUUGUGGUGUUAAAAAAUCACCCCAACCCCCACGCUCUCAUUGUGGUGUGUCAACAGAUACAUAAAUGUGCUGAAUUGCACCUGGUUGCACAGAGACAGCAGUAUUGUUUCUCAUUUACUAAUAGAAGAGGCACGCUAAUCCAGCAGCUGUGUGUGAAGCAUGUAAUUAUGACUACAUGUGUAAAUAUGACAUUACUGUAUGUGUCGUAAUUAUGGAAACACUCUCAUAACAUACUGCCAUCAUAGGAUAUUCUCCAAGUUAUAGAGAGGCAUUGAAGAUCUGACACAAUGGUAGGUUAUUUAUUAAAAAGAUCAAUUCACAGCCACAUAAUUAUUAUUGCCACAGUUAUGAUCUCAGACAGUGAAGGUCAACAGCCUCAGGAACUGAAAGCAAUGUGUUUAUUCGGUGCACAACAUCAAAAUCAUGUGAGUGUGUGCGUUUGUGUCUGCUGGCCUGGCAGGGUGAAAUCAUGAGUUUGAAAUUCAUGAUCUAUUUUGCACAUUGUUUUCAUGUUAUUUCAUGUACAAAGAUGAUGUCAUUAUAAAUCAAAUCUAGUAAUGUAAUUGUGUAAAUAAAUUAUUUUUUGUU